AAAAGCACAUCCAUCGGUCCAUGUAACCCUAACCUCGACGGAGGCACUCUCAGCAUCUCCGACAUCGGAAAUCCACACCUACAUUAUUCUGCCUCUACUGUUAAUCCAUUUAAGAUCGUCACAGCGAAAGCUACUCUUUCACUCAUCCGCUUAACAAAUUUAGAUUUUUGUGGCUCUGCUGUUUGAAAUCUCUGGCGCCGAAGCUACUGUCUCACCAUCUUUGAUCUCCACAUCUAGAGCUUUCUGCCUCUGCUGUAAUGCAGAAGGUUGGUUAAGGUUAUCUCGUAACAUGCCUGCACAAAAAAUCGAAACGGGUCACACAGACACUGUCCAUGAUGUGUGCAUGGACUAUUACGGAAAACGAGUAGCAUCUGCAUCCUCCGAUUCCACCAUCAAAAUAAUCGGUGUCACCAACAACUCCACUUCCCAACACCUCACUACUUUAACCGGUCACAACGGUCCAGUCUGGCAAGUCGCGUGGGCCCACCCAAAGUUUGGGUCCCUCCUAGCAUCCUGUUCCUACGAUGCAACCAUCAUCCUCUGGAAAGAAACCAACCCAAACGAAUGGACCCAAGUCCACACUUUCACCGACCAUAAAUCCUCGGUCAACUCCAUUGCGUGGGCCCCACAUGAGCUCGGGUUAUGUCUGGCGUGCGGGUCGUCCGACGGGAACAUCACGGUCCACACCGCCAGGUCAGAUGGCGGGUGGGACACCACACGGAUCGACCAGGCUCACCCGGUUGGAGUGACUUCGGUUUCGUGGGCCCCGUCGAUGGCUCCCGGGGCUUUGGUCGGGUCGGGUAGUUUUGAACCGGUUCAAAAGCUGGCUUCUGGGGGGUGCGAUAACACGGUGAAGGUAUGGAAGUUAUCAAACGGGGGUUGGAGAAUGGACUGUUUUCCGGCUUUACAAAUGCAUACGGAUUGGGUUCGGGGUGUUGCGUGGGCCCCGAAUUUGGGGCUUCCGAAAUCGACUAUUGCAAGUUGUUCUGAGGAUGGGACUGUUGUGAUAUGGACUGUGGGGAAAGAAGGUGAUAAUUGGAACGGGAAGGUUUUGUUUGAUUUUAAGGUUCCGGUUUGGAGGGUAACUUGGUCAUUAACCGGUAAUCUUUUGGCUGUGGCUGCUGGGGAUAAUAAUGUCACCAUGUGGAAAGAAGCUGUUGAUGGAGAAUGGCAACAGGUUACCACCGUUGAUUAGAAUCAACAGUAUUUUCAAUUACCAUGUUUGCCCUUGUUACUGCUAUAUUUGAUGUUAAUACAAGACAAUUAAACCUUUUUCUUUUAUUACAAUAAUUAUUUGGUUUACAUA
Molecule: messenger RNA, 1306 nt
Organism: Lactuca sativa (garden lettuce)
Lineage: Eukaryota; Viridiplantae; Streptophyta; Magnoliopsida; Asterales; Asteraceae
Product: protein transport protein SEC13 homolog A
Biological process (GO): COPII-coated vesicle budding; protein import into nucleus
Cellular component (GO): nuclear pore outer ring; COPII vesicle coat
Molecular function (GO): protein binding; structural molecule activity
Source: RefSeq, a predicted model, not a curated record